Molecule: messenger RNA, 1163 nt
Organism: Emiliania huxleyi CCMP1516
Lineage: Eukaryota; Haptophyta; Isochrysidales; Noelaerhabdaceae
Exons: 1
Source: RefSeq, a predicted model, not a curated record
GAGGUGGCGACGGUGAGGCGGAGGGAGGCGGCGGCGAGGGCGAGGCGGACGGCGGCGGCGGCGAGGGCAAGGCGGACGGCGGCGGCGUUGACGGUGGCGGCGGCGAGGGCGAGGCGGACGGCGGCGGCGGCGAGGGCGAGGCGGACGGCGGCGGCGGAGACGGUGAGGCAGAUGGAGGAGGUGGCGACGGUGAGGCGGAGGGAGGCGGUGGCGAGGGCGAGGCGGAAGGAGGCGGCGGCGAGGGCGAGGCGGACGGCGGCGGCGUUGACGGUGGCGGCGGCGAGGGCGAGGCGGACGGCGGCGGCGGCGAGGGCGAGGCGGACGGCGGCGGCGGAGACGGUGAGGCGGAUGGAGGAGGUGGCGACGGUGAGGCGGAGGGAGGCGGUGGCGAGGGCGAGGCGGAAGGAGGCGGCGGCGAGGGCGAGGCGGACGGCGGCGGCGUUGACGGUGGCGGCGGCGAGGGCGAGGUGGACGGCGGCGGCGGCGAGGGCGAGGCGGACGGCGGCGGCGGAGAUGGUGAGGCGGAUGGAGGAGGUGGCGACGGUGAGGCGGAGGGAGGCGGUGGCGAGGGCGAGGCGGAAGGAGGCGGCGGCGAGGGCGAGGCGGACGGCGGCGGCGGAGACGGUGAGGCGGAUGGAGGAGGUGGCGACGGUGGCAAAAACGAGGGCGAGGCGGAAGGCGGCGGCGGCGAGGGCGAGGCGGACGGCGGCGGCGGAGACGGUGGCGGCGGCGAGGGCGAGGCGGACGGCGGCGGCGGCGAGGGCGAGGCGGACGGCGGCGGCGGAGACGGUGAGGCAGAUGGAGGAGGUGGCGACGGUGAGGCGGAGGGAGGCGGUGGCGACGGUGAGGCGGAUGGAGGAGGUGGCGAGGGCGAGGCGGAAGGAGGCGGCGGCGAGGGCGAGGCGGACGGCGGCGGCGUUGACGGUGGCGGCGGCGAGGGCGAGGCGGACGGCGGCGGCGGCGAGGGCGAGGUGGACGGCGGCGGCGUUGACGGUGAGGCGGAUGGAGGAGGUGGCGACGGUGAGGCGGAGGGAGGCGGUGGCGAGGGCGAGGCGGAAGGAGGCGGCGGCGAGGGCGAGGCGGACGGCGGCGGCGUUGACGGUGGCGGCGGCGAGGGCGAGGCGGACGGCGGCGGCGUUGACGGUGGCGGCGGCGAGGGCUAG